AUGAGUGAUGCACUGAUUGAAGAAGUGUCUGUUGAUAAAACAGUUGAAGAAGUUUUGAUAGAUGAUGUGUCUGUUGAUAUAGUUCUAGUAGUUGAUGCACUGAUUGAAGUGCUUGUUGAAUGUGAUGUGCCUGUUGAUGAAGCAGUUGAUAUAGUUUUAGUAGUUGAUGUGUCUGUUGAUGUAGUUCUAGUAGUUGAUGAACUGAUAAAAGUGCUUGUUGAUUGUGAUGUGCCUGUUGAUGAAGCAGUUGAUAUGAUAAUUGAUUCACUUGUUAAAGAAGUGCUUGAUGAUUGUGAUGUGCCUGUUGAUGAAGCAGUUGAUGUAGUUCUGGUAGUUAAUACACUGGUUGAAGAAGUGCUUGUUGAUGAAGCAGUUGAUGUAGUUCUCAUAGUUGAUACACCAGUUGAAGAAGUGCUUGUUGGUGAAGCAGUUGAUGUAGUUCUCAUAGUAGAUGCACUGGUUGAAGAAGUGCUUGUUGAUUGUGAUGUGUCUGUUGAUGAAGCAGUUGACAUAGUUCUCAUAGUUGAUACACCAGUUGAAGAAGUGCUUGUUGAUUGUGAUGUGCCUGUUGAUGAAGCAGUUGAUGUAGUUCUCAUAGUUGAUACACCAGUUGAAGAAGUGCUUGUUGAUUGUGAUGUGCCUGUUGAUGAAGCAGUUGACCUAGUUCUCAUAGUUGAUACAUCAGUUGAAGAAGUGCUUGUUGAUUGUGAUAUGCUUGUUGAUGAAGCAGUUGAUGUAGUUCUCAUAGUUGAUACACUGGUUGAAGAAGCACUUGUUGAUGAAGCAGUUGAUGUAGUUCUCAUAGUUGAUACACUGAUUGAAGAAAUGCUUGAUGAUUGUGAUGUGCCUGUUGAUGAAGCAGUUGAUGUAGUUCUCAUAGUUGAUACACCAGUUGAAGAAGUGCUUGUUGAUUGUGAUGUGCCUGUUGAUGAAGCAGUUGACAUAGUUCUCAUAGAUGAUACACCAGUUGAAGAAGUGCUUGUUGAUUGUGAUGUGCCUGUUGAUGAAGCAGUUGAUGUAGUUCUGGUAGUUAAUACACUGGUUGAAGAAGUGCUUGUUGGUGAAGCAGUUGAUGUAGUUCUCAUAGUUGAUACACUAGUUGAAGAAGUGCUUGUUGAUGAAGCAGUUGAUGUAGUUCUCAUAGUUGAUACACUGGUUGAAGAAGUGCUUGUUGGUGAAGCAGUUGAUGUAGUUCUCAUAGUAGAUGCACUGGUUGAAGAAGCACUUGUUGAUGAAGCAGUUGAUGUAGUUCUCAUAGUUGAUACACUGGUUGAAGAAGUGCUUGUUGAUGAAGCAGUUGAUGUAGUUCUCAUAGUAGAUGCACUGGUUGAGCCAGUUCUACGCGAUGUUGUCGACGAAAUGGUGGAGCCCGACCCAGUAGUUGACAGAGUGAUAGUUGUAGAGCUGGAAGUCGUUGAAGUGCUCGUUGAAGUGCUCGACGUGGUGGUGGUCAUGUUUGCUUCCCUCCUGUAA
This is a messenger RNA of Paracoccidioides brasiliensis Pb18, 1473 nucleotides long. RefSeq lists its product as uncharacterized. The transcript has a single exon. The coding region runs from base 1 to 1473 and encodes 490 amino acids. The record is from RefSeq and is a predicted model, not a curated record.